Messenger RNA from Lathyrus oleraceus (garden pea), 651 nucleotides. RefSeq names its product secreted RxLR effector protein 161-like. The record is from RefSeq and is a predicted model, not a curated record. The transcript has 2 exons. The coding region runs from base 1 to 651 and encodes 216 amino acids. NCBI's taxonomy places the organism in Eukaryota, Viridiplantae, Streptophyta, Magnoliopsida, Fabales, Fabaceae.
AUGGAUGAUGCCAAUCCGGUUGGCACCCCGAUGGAAUGUGGCAGCAAGUUAAGCAAACAUGAAAAUGGAGAGAUAGUGAAUCCAACUCUUUACAAAAGUUUGGUUGGAAGUCUACGUUACUUGACAAGUACAAGGCCAGAUAUACUUUAUUUCAUAGGAGUCGUAAGUCGUUACAUGGAAGCUCUAACAACAACUCACUUCAAGGCGACAAAGAGAUUCCUUCGAUACAUCAAAGGUACAAUAAACUUUGGCUUGCACUAUUACUCUUCUAACAAUUAUGAGAUUGUUGGCUAUAGUGAUAGUGAUUGGAGUGAAGACUUGGAUGAUAAAAAGAGCACUACUGAUUUUGUGUUAUUUAUGGAAGAUACUAUUUUCACUUGGAUGUCAAAGAAGCAAUCUAUCGUCACACUGUUAACUUGUGAAGCCGACUGCAAGAAAUUAAACAAGAAAGUGCCGGUGGAGGAAGCUCCAAAAGAGGUGGUUCCUAGAAAACAGCAGCAGUAUGUACCUAAGGAAAACAUAUCACAGUCUCGGAAUGGCAGUUUGGAAGAAACACUGGACAUGUUGAGGUGGAUAUUGGCAAGAAAGGACAGAAUUUGUUCUAAACUCACCUUUACAGGAUGGUCACAUAAAGGAAGUGAAGUUCAAUGA